This is a messenger RNA of Vanderwaltozyma polyspora DSM 70294, 417 nucleotides long. It is a transcript of the gene BET1, whose product is annotated as Bet1p. The transcript has 2 exons. NCBI's taxonomy places the organism in Eukaryota, Fungi, Ascomycota, Saccharomycetes, Saccharomycetales, Saccharomycetaceae. Bases 1 to 417 code for a protein of 138 amino acids. The record is from RefSeq and is a predicted model, not a curated record. Gene Ontology annotation, biological process: endoplasmic reticulum to Golgi vesicle-mediated transport.
AUGAAUAACAGAUAUAACAAUUCCAAUUUACAUCAGCGUGACAGCAAUAGAUCACAAUUAUUUGGUCCUGAUGUUGAUAGUUCAGAUGGUUUGAAAUCUCCAUAUGAAACCACAAAAUUGGAUUAUUCACAGAGUACUCUUGCUCAACUAGAAUCACAAAGUGAAGAGAACAUGGGUGUAAUGGGUGAAAAGAUAAAAGCAUUAAAGGCGUUAUCUAUGAAAAUGGGAGAUGAAAUAAGAGGUAGUAAUAAAAAUCUUGACAAUUUAGAAGACACAUUUGGCAAUGCUUCAGCUAAAUUAAAAAAUACGUUUGAUAGUAUGAUGGUCAUGGCCAAAAAUUCAAGGAUUAGUAUUAAAACUUGGUUAAUUAUCUUUUUCAUUGUCAUUCUAUUAUUUUUUUGGGUAUGGAUAACAUAA